GUCGCAUGGAAGCUGAGAGGCGUGAAGUCUUCAUGAGGUAUCUGGCAUAUGGAGGUGUCGACGUCGGUCCUAAGAUGUUCACCGGAGUGGAUGAGCAAGAGCUCCAACAACUUGAUAGUGAGCAAGCUCUUAUCGCUAAAGGGCAGACAAACAUCCGUCAGGAGUGUACGAAGCUUACAGUCGAUUUCAAUGCUGUUGUGAAGGGGUACCUGUAAGACAACCUAGUUGUAACUAGACGGGUUCGACAUGGCUAACAUCUGGCAGGACUUCGUACUUCCCAUACUUCUUUAAUCCCGAAACCGAGGACAUGGUGAAGCUAGCCACUAUCACAAUCCGAAAUUUUCUCUCUUACCUCCUCUACCAUGAGGUGUGCCCCGAGUACAAAGAGAAUAUUGACGAGGCGCGCAGGUCGUGUGAUAUCGCAACCAAAGAACUGUGGCAGAAUCAAGAGUUCGCAACUUCCAGUCCCGGGGAUUUUAAUAAGGCCUGCUCUACUCUCUUCGGUGGCUUCUUCUACGAUGUAGAUGUCGAAGGAAAUAGUUGGAAUAACCGAAACAACGGAAACUUCCUUAUGAAGAACGACGUCGCACGUAAAGUGGUCAAGCUCGCGAUAGCUGGUUCGGGAACAAAUGCCAUGGCCCUUCAAUUCCAGACGUUGGCUAAACAGAAUGUUUUGCAUUCGACGCUUGUGCCGGAUAUUCACGGCUUCGAGGUAAUUGCGGUCUUCCCUCCCUCAUCAGAAGUUCGUGAGUUCUACAGACACCACGCACCUGACCUGAACCCUGUUGGACGAAUGGUCGGAAAAGCGUACCGUGAUCCUGGAAAGCCUCGCUAUGAUCUAAGUGCGGAGGAGAGAUUGAUGUGGGAAACUGGGACUGCGUCGAUGUCUGAUUUCCAAUUUUUCCUAGAAGAAAGUCUGCUCAAGCUCUGUUACCCCAAGAUGAAAGUGAUCACUCCGGUGUGGGAACUCAACUGCGGAUUGAACUUCUUUGAAGACGUUCGUACUGUUUACAGUUCGAUCUACACUGUUCUCUGCAACGAUCUUAUGCUGGGCUACAAGCAGCCGGUUGACUUGACCAGAAAAGAACAGGAUGAGUUUGAGGAGAUCGAGGAGCCGAACGGUGAUGGGGUGGGGAAGGAAAAGACGACGCUGUAA
Molecule: messenger RNA, 1156 nt
Organism: Aspergillus pseudotamarii
Lineage: Eukaryota; Fungi; Ascomycota; Eurotiomycetes; Eurotiales; Aspergillaceae
Exons: 1
Coding region: 308-1156 (282 amino acids)
Biological process (GO): regulatory ncRNA-mediated gene silencing
Cellular component (GO): ARC complex
Source: RefSeq, a predicted model, not a curated record